Messenger RNA from Ipomoea triloba (trilobed morning glory), 892 nucleotides. Its product is annotated as peptidyl-prolyl cis-trans isomerase FKBP20-1. Gene Ontology annotation, biological process: protein peptidyl-prolyl isomerization. Bases 173 to 733 code for a protein of 186 amino acids. The transcript has 6 exons. Gene Ontology annotation, cellular component: cytoplasm. Gene Ontology annotation, molecular function: peptidyl-prolyl cis-trans isomerase activity. The record is from RefSeq and is a predicted model, not a curated record. Lineage: Eukaryota; Viridiplantae; Streptophyta; Magnoliopsida; Solanales; Convolvulaceae.
GAUAUCACUGUAAAUCCAAAGAGAAGCUUAUGGCCGACGAUUUCAACUUCUACCACCGACGUUUCCAGUUUUACCCUUCCAUUUCUCCUAAUUACCUUUACCUGUCUCCUCUCUCUCCGGCCGCUUAUCGACGACUGUCCUCUCCAUUCAGGUUGUUGAAGGUUUAGGAGCUAUGAGUGACACUGUUGAUUUAACUGGAGAUGGAGGAGUUUUGAAAAAAAUUGUCCGGCGAGCCAAGUCUGAUGCUAUUGCUCCAUCAGAGGGUCUUCCUCUUGUUGAUGUGCACUAUGAAGGUACUCUUGCCGAGACUGGUGAAGUAUUUGAUACUACCCGUGAGGACAAUACAGUGUUCACGUUUGAGGUAGGCAAGGGAUCUGUCAUCAAGGCUUGGGAUGUUGCACUGAGAACCAUGAAGGUUGGGGAGGUAGCUGUAAUCACCUGCAAACCAGAAUAUGCCUAUGGUAGUGCAGGUUCUCCACCAGAUAUUCCUCCGGAGGCAACACUUGUAUUUGAGGUGGAGUUAGUGGCUUGUCGACCUAGGAAAGGUGCUAGCUUGAGCAGUGUCUCAGAUGAAAAAGCCAGGCUGGAGGAGCUAAAGAAACAGAGGGAACUUGCAGCUGCAAACAAGGAGGAGGAGAAGAAGAAGAGAGAAGAAGCUAAGGCCGCAGCUGCCGCCCGUAUCCAAGCAAAGCUUGAAGCAAAGAAAGGGAAAGGAAAAGGAAAAGCUAAGUAAAAUUUUAUGUUGCUAUUUCAUCUUUUGAUGUACUUGAAGUGCGGGUGACAUUGAUCCUUAUGUUUCAAGGGUGAAUUCAGACAUUUCUCAAAUAUUAUGAUUUGGCACUUUGUUUACUUAAUGUAAUGGUUUCUAAUACUACCAUUAAUUUUCACAUAA